AUGAUGAGCCACCAGCAGACUCAAGAUGAUGACCCACCAGCACACUCAGUAGAAACUAUUGCACAAUGGCCUGAUGAGUCCUCUAAUGAGAAGUUGGAUAGAGAUGAUGAGCCACCAGCACACUUAGUAGAAACUAAAGCACAAUGGCAUGAUGAGCCCUCUCAUGAGAAGUUGGAUAGAGAUGAUGACCCACCAGCAGACUCAGUAGAAACGCCCUCUAAUGAGAAGUUGGAUGGAGAUGAUGAGCCACCAGCACACUCAGUAGAAACUAUUGCACAAUGGCCUGAUGAUCCCUCUAAUGAGAAGUUGGAUGGAGAUGAUGAGCCACCAGCAGACUCAGUAGAAACUAUUGCACAAUGGCAUGAUGAGCCCUCUCAUGAGAAGUUGGAUAGAGAUGAUGAGCCACCAGCACACUCAGUAGAAACUAAAGCACAAUGGCCUGAUGAGCCCUCCAAUGAGAAGUUGGAUGGAGAUAAUGAGCCACCAGCAGCCUCAGUAGAAACUAUUGCACAAUGGCCUGAUGAGCCCUCUAAUGAGAAGUUGGAUAGAGAUGAUGAGCCACCAGCACACUCAGUACAAACUAUUGCACAAUGGCCUGAUGAGACCUUGUAA
Schistocerca piceifrons (Central American locust) is the source of this 612-nucleotide messenger RNA. RefSeq names its product protein IWS1 homolog. The transcript is spliced from 2 exons. The coding region runs from base 1 to 612 and encodes 203 amino acids. The record is from RefSeq and is a predicted model, not a curated record. NCBI's taxonomy places the organism in Eukaryota, Metazoa, Arthropoda, Insecta, Orthoptera, Acrididae.